Messenger RNA from Coccidioides immitis RS, 1623 nucleotides. RefSeq lists its product as uncharacterized. The coding region runs from base 1 to 1623 and encodes 540 amino acids. The record is from RefSeq and is a predicted model, not a curated record. The transcript is spliced from 9 exons. NCBI's taxonomy places the organism in Eukaryota, Fungi, Ascomycota, Eurotiomycetes, Onygenales, Onygenaceae.
AUGGAUGUUUUAGCUGCUCUGGAUUCCCUCUCCACACUGGAUGCCAUCAUUUCAGACAGCAGGUAUGAAAGUGGCUCUGUCAGUGACAAUGAAGAUGACAACAACAGCCAACUUCCUGCUGAACACUACCUGGCUUUAGCAGAGAGUCUUGAUAUUGCUCAGCUUCGACAGAAGCGGUAUUGUCAGCACAUCAAGGCUAAUGUGGAGCGGCAAUGGGAUCAGAUCUCUGAUUCAGAGGAGACAGUUCACUUCCUGUAUGUGUUCUUCAGUUGGUGGUGUGAUAUCUGUUGUGGCAAGAAUAAUCAAUACUGUCCGGGCAUUAAAUGCAAAAGCUUGCUGGAGACAUUUUGGAAGUGGUGGCAUCUUGUCCUCAAACAGGAAACAGCAUCAGGACUCAACAAAGAUACAAUUGUCAAGGUGGAAGAUGUUGUUGCACAGGUGGCCACAGAAAAAAAGCUGGCUCUUGUUGGGUGGCCAAAGAAGAACAUGUAUAUUGAAGAUGUUGCUGAGUUCACUCAAGUCAUCCUCACCACUACUGAGAUGACAUUUGUCUCUGAUGGUGGACGCCCCCAAUUGUUCAUAUUCUUAAAACCAGAGUUUACCAAAAGAUUUCUUGAAGAUAAGGCACUGAACAAGUUUAAGAUUCUGGAAAUCAUCUUUGACCUGACUCUGGUUCUCAGCCCGCAUAUCUGCCUGCUGACUAUGCUCUUUCACAUUGGAGGAUUCAAGUCAAUUUCAACAACUGGACCAGUGUUGGAUUCUGCAGAGAAACUCUACAGCAUCAAAGUGCUGGAUGGCAAGGGACAGCAGCCGCUGCUACUAAAGAAUGAAUUACUGGAUAAGUUUGUAUUUUGCCAGAUGGAGCUGACAUUCACUGGAUUUAAAAUUUGCCUGGAUCAGAGGAUGACUGCAUCCAUGAUCACAGGCUUUGAGAAGGUCGCCCACCUGUACAACCUCCACUAUGCUGGAGCUGAGGCAUUUAACAACAGUGAGGAAGUUAUGGAGGUUCUUCAGAACAUCAUGCUCCAACACGCAGAUAUUUGCACCUUUGUCAAGCAUUAUCAGGUGGAUGUUGAUGUUGACGCGCAGGGAAUUGUCCGAAAAACAGGCUCCCAAACAGCAUUCCUCUCCGCAGAAGAAUCAAGGUCCCUCAACUACCUUCCAGUUGUUCUUGGCUGGCAGGAUACUGUUCAGAAGUGCAAGCAGGAAUUGAAGAAUCAUGAAGCUGAGUUAGAAUGUGCCAACGAGGUGUGCAAGUCUGCUUUAGGGCACCUUGACAACAGAGCACUUGCUGAGUCCAACCCUGAUGUGCUGGUGAGACUGGAAGUUUUCCGUGAUCAGACAGCAGAAGCAAAGUUGGUGUACAACAGCACUGUCUGCACUAGUCUUGAAGCAGAAUAUCAGUGGAGGAUCAACACAAUCAAUGCAGGGGUUGCAUUCUGUGGUGUGGAGGAAGGGCAGCCCUCAUGCUGGCCCGCGUGCUGGCCUGUGGUUGAUGAUCCUUAUCCUCUGAUCAAGUGGCAGAGGUGCUUGGUAAAGGAUAACACUGAGGUCCUCUUGCAUCAAGCAAUGGAGUCUGUGCAGGCCAAGCCUACAGCUGAACAGCCUCAGGCUUGCUUUUGA